AAAACACACUGUGCACCGUUGAUUGGGUGAGCAGACGUAAGUCGUUUUGGCUCUACCCAAAAAAUGGGAACUGCUGUUGAGGCUAAAGAUGGAAGAGAAAGCCGACGCUCGUCGAGACUAUCCCAAAAAGUAAUGAUUUUUGUGGUGGUGCUUGGGAUUUGCGUUGGAUUUUCCGUCUGUUUGGAGUUGUUGAGGGAAAGAGUAAGAGAACUAGAGGCUGAUGUCACUCGAUUGAGUGAAGUCGACAAGGACGGCCAUGAUCAAGCUGGUGCCUCCGGUCAAAGAAAUCGUCGAGAUUCACCCAUCUCUAACUUUGUUUCCUUGGACGAUGUUCGUAGAGAAAUUAAAGUGCGACUCAAAUCGCUAACAGCAUCGCAGCUGUGCUCACCUCAAGAGAAAAUAUGUGUACCAGGCCCCAGCGGUCCAAAAGGUGACAUGGGAUUCAGGGGACGACGUGGAAAAAAAGGAAACGCUGGGAACAAGGGGGACAAGGGUGACAUAGGUUAUCCAGGAAUGAAAGGUACUCAGGGUUUACCAGGACCAUAUGGGUUGAAUGGCCAGCAAGGUCGCCCAGGUGAACCAGGCCUGAGAGGAGAGAAAGGAAACAAGGGCGAACGUGGUACAUGCAGAGGUAUGGCCUCGUGUAAUGGUUACCCUCCAAUGCCUGGACCAAAAGGCGAACCUGGUCCUGAGGGACCCCGUGGAUAUAAAGGUGAACGAGGACUCGAUGGGUUUGACGGUCCGAAAGGUAAUGCUGGGCUGCCAGGACCCAAAGGUGACAGGGGUGAGAAUGGUGCAUGUAAAAGAGGGGCUGCAUGCAAAGGGUUCAAAGGUGAACCUGGAAAUCCAGGACCUGAAGGCCAACCUGGAAUUGUAGGACCACAGGGCUUCAAAGGUAAUGAUGGAUACCCUGGGCUGCCAGGAGAAAAAGGUGAAACUGGACGGAAAGGAGACAACGGAGUGUGCACCAGAGGUGCCAGGUGCAGAGGGAUCAAAGGUGACCCUGGAAUGCCAGGACCAAAAGGAGAACCUGGAAUCACAGGACCCCGCGGCUACAAAGGAGAACAUGGCUACCCAGGAAUUAAGGGCCUUAAAGGUAAUUUUGGGUUCACAGGACUGACAGGUGAUCCUGGUCUCCCUGGAUCCCCUGGCUUUAAAGGUAAUGCAGGGAUCCCAGGAUUUGAUGGCCAAAAAGGUGAAACAGGGCAACCAGGAAGAAAAGGUGAACAUGGACAAAAAGGAGACAAUGGAUCAUGCACAGGAGGUACCUCUUGUGUUGGUAUUAAAGGUGAGCCUGGAAUGCCUGGACGAGACGGAGCACCUGGUGAUCCUGGAUUAGAGGGACUCCGAGGGCUACCUGGAAUGAGAGGCGCACCUGGAGAAGAUGGACCUCCAGGACCGAAAGGUGAACCUGGUCAGAAAGGAGAAAGAGGACAAGUGGAAGCAGUUUAGGGUGGAUUGACAAAAAGGUGACCCUGGUGAGAAAGGAAGCAAAGGGAAGCUAUACCUCAUAACACCACAAACAUUUUUUUUAUUUCUAAUAUUCUUUAAGGUAACCACAGUGGAUUCCAAUCUCUUAAGGUCAAAAUGAUUUUAUGAAACAAAUUGUAAUCAGUUUUAAAACUAAAUUGAAUAUAAGAGAACCGUGACAAAUUUUUUUUAUUGUAAGGUAUUCUAUGGAGUCUUUUUCAGAUUAAAAAAAAAGUACAUGAAAAAAUAAAAUUGUAUGGUGAAGGUUCAUCUUAAUUAUUAUUAAUAACUGAAUUACAUGUGAGAAGGGAUAAAGUCACUUUGCUUCCAAUUCAGAAAAAUUUUGGAAUCUCUUUUUAAUUAUUCAAGGAGAUUUUUACAACAUUAUGACUCACUUUUUGCCUACAACAAGAAGGAAAUGUGCAGAUUUUACUUUUCAAACUU
Pocillopora damicornis (cauliflower coral) is the source of this 1914-nucleotide messenger RNA. RefSeq lists its product as uncharacterized. Lineage: Eukaryota; Metazoa; Cnidaria; Anthozoa; Scleractinia; Pocilloporidae. The record is from RefSeq and is a predicted model, not a curated record.